Messenger RNA from Apis mellifera (honey bee), 608 nucleotides. RefSeq lists its product as uncharacterized. Bases 1 to 552 code for a protein of 183 amino acids. The record is from RefSeq and is a predicted model, not a curated record. The transcript is spliced from 4 exons. NCBI's taxonomy places the organism in Eukaryota, Metazoa, Arthropoda, Insecta, Hymenoptera, Apidae.
AUGUUUUGUGAAAUUAGUAUACACAAUAACGAAGAAGUAAGCCCUUUUUCCACUGAAUUGAAUUCCUUGCAAAUAAAUCGGGCAAAUAAUAAAGAGAAAAUUAUUCCAUCUUUUUUUGUAUUGAAUAACAAAGAAUGCAGAUGUGUCAAGUUUGGUCAAUUAGUACUAUGGUAUGAUGAAAGAUUUUAUCAUAGUCCAUUCAAUCAUAAAACUUCAACAAUUCGCCAACGCAAAUUACUUAAUUAUUUAAAAAAAACACAUUUUGAAAAUAAUAUAAAUAAUGAGCAAUUACAAAGAAGGAAACAAAAGAAAUUCUUGAGAUAUGUCAAAGAUGUUAAAAGGAAUAAUUCUACUAGUAAUGAAUCAUGGGAUGGGUGGGGUAGUUGGAGUUCAUGCAGUGUAACAUGCGGAAAUGGUCGUCAAGUUCGUUGGCGUCAUUGUGCAGCAGAACAUUGCACAAAAGGAUUAAAGAAAGCACAAAUAAAAACAUGUCGUUUGAAAGAAUGUGAAUCUAAAAAUAUUCUUAAUUGGCUUGGAAUUAAAACUAAAUAAGAAAUUUAAAAAGAGGAAAUACAUAAUGAAGAUGAAAUACACAUAUUCAUAUUCAU